Molecule: messenger RNA, 1143 nt
Organism: Globicephala melas (long-finned pilot whale)
Lineage: Eukaryota; Metazoa; Chordata; Mammalia; Artiodactyla; Delphinidae
Source: RefSeq, a predicted model, not a curated record
AUGUGUAGCUCUGUUGCUGCCAAGUUGUGGUUUUUGACAGAUUGUCGAAUCAGUGAAGACUAUCCCCCAAAAGAGAUCUUACGAGCAUUAAAGGCCAAAUGUUGUGAGGAGGAACUGGACUUUAGGGCUGUGGUGAUAGAUGAGGUGGUGCUAACAAUCGAGCAAGGAAACCUGGGUCUUUGUAUCGAUGGAGAACUAAUUACUGCCUAUCCUCAGGUGGUGGUAGUGACAGUACCAACCCCUUGGGUGCAAAGUGAUAGUGACGUCACUGUUUUGCGCCAUCUAGAGAAGGUGGGAAGCAGGUUGAUGAACUGACCUCAAACCAUCCUGAACUAUGUUAAUAAGUUCUGGAUGUUUCAAGAGUUGGCAGGUCAUGGUGUUCCUCUGCCAGAUACUUUCUCUUACGGUGGUCAUGAAAAUUUUGUUAAAAUGAUUGAUGAAGCAGAAGUACUGGAGUUCCCAAAGGUGGUGAAGAAUACACGGGGUCAUAGAGGCAAAGCAGUUUUCUUGGCUCGCGAUAAGCACCCUUUGGCUAAUCUAAGCCAUCUUAUUCGCCAUGAAGCUCCAUACCUAUUUCAGAAAUAUGAUAAAGAGUCUCAUGGAAGGGAUGUACGUGUCACUGUCGUGGGAUGUCGUGUGGUUGGCACAAUGUUACGCUGUUCAACAGAUGGGAGGAUGCAAAGAAACUGCUCACUAGGUGGUGUCGGGAUGAUGUGCUCAUUGAGUGAACAAGGGAAGCAGCUAGCUAUGCAGGUGUCUAACAUCCUGGGAUCGGAUGUGUGUAGCAUUGACCUGUUGAUGAAAGACGACAGCUCCUUCUGUGUCUGCGAGGUCAUUGCCUUUGAUAAGGCGUGUAAUCUAGAUGUAGCUGGUAUCAUAGUGGACUAUGCCGCCUCCCUUCUGCCCUCUGGCCGGCUCACCCGGCGUAUGUCCCUGCUCUCCAUGGUGUCCAUGGCCAGUGAGACUAGUGAGCCGGAGUUGGAGCUCCCAGCCAAUACUUCUGUCGACAACAUGAGCGCAAGUUCCAGCUCUGUUGACAGCGAUCCUGAAACCACGGAACGAGGGCUGCUCACCAAGCUCGCAGGGGGCCUAUUCAACGGAAACCAACUGCUAGCCAAUGAAAUCAGACUCCUGGUGGAGUGA